AUGUCCUGGCAACCUCAGGAAGAGCCUUUGCGGCAGCUCGCCCAGGCUCUCAAGGACUCGCUGAGCGGCCAUGACCCGGCAGUGCAGAAGAACGCCGAGCUUAUGCUCAAGCAAGCCAAAAGUGCGCCCGAGAUAAACAAUUAUCUGGCCUUCCUCUUCACGAGCAGCCAGCCCCCGGCCUCGCUAGAUAUCUCGCAACCAAACUACCAUGCGGCACGGAGCGCGGCGGCGAUUAUGCUGAAGAACGACGUCAAGAUGUCCUACAAGUCCAUUCCGGAGGAUAGCAAGGCCUACAUUCGCUCAAUUGUGCUCAAUGCGCUGCAGGACCCCAAUGCGCAAAUGCGCAACUACGCCGGGAACGUCAUCACCGAGGUUGUACGACAGGGCGGUAUCCUUGGUUGGCCUUCCAUCUUGAUGGAGCUCAUCUCAUUGGUCAGCAACGACGGCGGCUCAGUCCCUGAGCAGGCGCAAGACGGCGCAAUGGGUGCUUUGUGUAAGAUUUGCGAGGAUAACCGGCGCGCGUUGGACAAGGAGUACUCCGGCCAACGGCCGCUUGAUUUCCUCUUUCCGAAAUUCAUCGAAUUCACUAGCCACUCGAUACCCAAGGUGCGCGCUAAUGCCCUAGCGGCCAUGAACGUUUUCAUCCCGGACAAGCCUGCUGCAGUGCUCACAAACUUGGAUCCUCUCCUCCUGAGCCUUUUCCGUCUGGCGGGGGACAGCAACAGCGAGGUCCGCAAGCAUGUCUGCCGCGCUUUCAUCCACGUCGCAGAGAUCAGUCCGGAGAAGAUCAUCCCACACAUGGACGGCUUGGUGGAUUACAUGGUCACCCAGCAGCGCUCGGUGGAUGACACGGAGCUUGCGCUCGAUGCCGCAGAGUUUUGGCUUUGCGUGGGAGAAGACGACAAUCUGCGUGGCUCGCUUGGUCCUUACCUUCCCAAGAUUGUGCCAGUGCUCCUUGAAAGUAUGGUCUACAGCGAGGAUGACAUUUUAAGGUUAGAAGGGGAGAAGGAAGAUGCCGAACAGGAGGAUAGGGAGCAAGACAUCAGGCCUACUUUUGCAAGCGCAAAAGCCACCAGAGGUGGCACUACGAACGGCGAUGUGUCCGAAGCCGACAAGCAUCUGGCAGCGGAUGAUGAUCUCAGCGAGGGCGAAAUUGACGACUGGGAUGAUGAUGAUGAUGACUAUGGUGGAGAUCCAGAGGAGCAGUGGAAUCUGCGGAAGUGCUCGGCAGCCGCUCUCGACGUUUUGGCAAGCGUCUUCCACCAACCGGUCUUCGAAGUCACCCUUCCCUACCUCAAGGAGAACCUUGUCCACGCCGAAUGGCCGAACCGCGAAGCGGCGGUACUUGCCCUCGGAGCUGUUGCGGAUGGUUGCAUGGACGAUGUCCAACCUCAUCUUCCUGAACUCACCCGGUAUCUGAUUUCGUUGCUUAACGACAAGGAGCCCGUGGUGCGGCAAAUUACUUGCUGGUCAUUAGGGAGGUAUUCUUCCUGGGCGUCGCACCUUGACCGUGCGGGCCAGCAAGAAUUCUUCGAGCCCAUGAUGGAUGGUAUCCUGAAACGCAUGCUUGAUGGUAACAAGCGUGUUCAAGAAGCUGCCGCUUCCGCUUUUGCCAACCUGGAGGAGAAGGCCAACGCCCAACUCACACCCUACUGCUCGGUUAUUGUUCGGCAAUUCGUGGAGUGCUUCGCCAGAUACAAGGAUCGAAACAUGUUCAUCCUGUACGACUGCGUGCAAACCCUGGCGGAACAUGUCGGGCCAGCGCUAGCGAACCCUGAGCUUGUGCAAACUCUCAUGCCCGCACUGGUUCAGCGGUGGAACAAGGUCUCGGAUCAAUCCAGGGAAAUGUUUCCAUUGCUUGAGUGCUUGUCCUAUGUUGCAACUGCCUUGGGCGAUACCUUUGCGGCGUUUGCUCAGCCAAUCUUCGCUAGGUGCAUCAAGAUUGUCCAUCAGAACCUCGAGGAAUGUUUCGUCGCAAAUAACAAUCCAGGUUUCGACGAGCCGGAAAAGGAUUUUCUGGUCACCAGUCUCGACCUUCUGAGUGCCAUUAUCCAAGCUCUGGAUGACCAAAAGGGCACCGAACUGGUGGCAACUUCGCAACCAAAUGUCUUCGAAAUGCUCGCCUACUGUAUGAAGGACCCCAACAAUGAUGUCCGGCAAUCAGCAUACGCUUUGCUUGGAGAUUGCGCGAUAUACGUCUUCCCCCAACUUCAACCCUUCCUUCCCUCCAUUCUGGAAAUCCUUAUCGCUCAACUCGAACUGGACCCCAGUAUUACUGACGUAGAGGAUAAUGGAUUCUCUGUCAUCAACAACGCUUGCUGGUCAGUGGGCGAAAUUGCGAUGCGUCAAAGAGAGGGCAUGGCACCAUACGUCGAGAGAUUGCUCCAGAAGCUGGCCACGAUACUCUUCAACGCCAAGGUUCCCAUGUCUCUCAACGAGAAUGCCGCCAUUGCUCUUGGCAGGCUCGGAAUUGGCUCGGCGCAAGCACUUGCCCCGCACCUGGCAACUUUCGCUCCAUACUUCCUCCAGGCCAUCAAGAACGUCGAUUGGACGGACGAGAAGGGCCAUGCACUCAACGGAUUCAUCAAAAUCGUAUUAUGCAAUCCGCAGGCAAUGGAGCAAUGCCUGCUUGACUUCUUUGCCGAGAUGGCAUCGGCACCGAAUGCGUUUGUCCAGGGACCCGGCAUAGUCGACGGCCCCAUGGAACCUUUCCAACAAGCGCUUGUUCAAUACAAGAACAUGAUCCCGGAUUUCGAUUCCUUCCUGCACCACUUGCCGCCGGUCAAGGAGCAGGCACUCCGGAGCACUUACCACCUGUGA
Aplosporella prunicola CBS 121167 is the source of this 2820-nucleotide messenger RNA. RefSeq lists its product as uncharacterized. Gene Ontology annotation, cellular component: nucleus; cytoplasm. Bases 1 to 2820 code for a protein of 939 amino acids. Gene Ontology annotation, biological process: protein import into nucleus. NCBI's taxonomy places the organism in Eukaryota, Fungi, Ascomycota, Dothideomycetes, Botryosphaeriales, Aplosporellaceae. The transcript has 3 exons. The record is from RefSeq and is a predicted model, not a curated record. Gene Ontology annotation, molecular function: nuclear import signal receptor activity; small GTPase binding.